Molecule: messenger RNA, 1101 nt
Organism: Gossypium arboreum
Lineage: Eukaryota; Viridiplantae; Streptophyta; Magnoliopsida; Malvales; Malvaceae
Exons: 1
Coding region: 200-916 (238 amino acids)
Source: RefSeq, a predicted model, not a curated record
CGAUUGAAAAGGAGGAGAAACCUCACUGCUCUUACACUGCGACUCCAAAACCGUACCCCCUCUCUCCAUCCUUUUUCAAAUCCGGCAUUUAUUUUCCCGGAAAGUUGAAAACCAGUUUCCACGGAACCAAACGAAACUUUUGAAACUUUCCAAAUUCCUAUCGGUUUUCACCGUUGAAUGCCUCGGAAACGUUGCUGUUAUGGAUUCCUUUUAUUUCCAUAACGUGAAAACAGAGAAAGUUAAGGCGAUGAAGAAAUACAAUCGUCUUCAAAGCAUAGCAAAGGUGUUUCGUAUUUUUGAAGUGCUUUCGGCUUUGCUGUUUUUGGCGUGGACUGCCGAGCGCGUGCCUUUUGCCAUCAAAAUCUCCGGCGAGUUUGUUUUGAAACUCGGCGGCAUCAUCGCCAGUCCGUUCUUCGUUUUCCUCAUCUGUAACCUCAUCAUCAUCACUCUAAUUGCUAAGUCCGGUAUCUUCUCCGCCGUUCGCAAUGCCGAUUCCAAAGUCUGCGAGGAAAUAAUCAUCAAGACCGCAGACACUCACUCCAAAUCGGUGUCUCAAGAAGAGAUUGUGUAUCAAGAUAAGGAGAUCAUCUCUGAAGUGAACACAUCUACUCGCGAGUGCGAAGACAUGGAACCAGAACUGGAGCCAGAGUCAGACUCUGACUUUGAAGCCGAUAAUCGGAGAGUGUAUAGGAGAAGUAAAUCGGAGAAGUUGGAAAGGGAGAAAGUGAAAAAGGAACUACGACGAUCGGAGAGCGAGAAGAAAUGCCAAAAAAUUGAAAACCUGGACGAAAAAUUAUUUCCUGAAGACGAUUUGAGCAAUGAAGAGUUUCAACGAGCGAUCGAAGACUUUAUUGCUAAACAGUUGAGGUUUCGCCGAGAAGAGUCUCUGUCUAUUGUUCUUCAAAGCCAAGCUUGAAAAAAAAGAGUUUUCUUUUUAGAAAAGUUUAACCACCAAAAAAAGGAAAAUGGCUAUUUACUGGACUGUUUUCUUUUUUAUCUGUUUAAAAAAAAAAAAAACGCUAAUAGCCUGGUUAUGUUAUGCUGUACAGUGGUACAACGACAAUGGAGGAACUGGUAACUACCAUCAUUUUUGUUAACAAA